Racocetra persica is the source of this 138-nucleotide messenger RNA. NCBI's taxonomy places the organism in Eukaryota, Fungi, Glomeromycota, Glomeromycetes, Diversisporales, Gigasporaceae. The record is from the annotation of a GenBank genome assembly.
CUAGUACAUCAGCUCUGCAACAAUCACUUUUACAGCAGCCAGUAACUUCACAACAACCCCAAUACUCGCAAUUUCAGCCAGCACUACAGCAACAAGUGUCAACACAGCCGAUAGUGCCAUCUGCCACUUACUCAAGAA